AUGGGUUCUGAAACUCCCCUUAGGCUUCCAGUUAUAGACUUUUCUAAGGAAGAGCUAAAGCCAGGAACUGAGGAAUGGGAGUCAGUGAAAUCCCAAGUUCGCAAAGCACUAGAAGAGUAUGGUUGCUUCGAGGCAUUGUUCAACAAAGUUCCUGCAGAGCUUAGAAAAGGUAUUGUUGGUGCAAUGGAAGAGCUUUUUGAGCUGCCAUUGCAGACCAAAUUGAGAAAUGUUUCUAAGAAGCCCUUUCAUGGGUAUGUUGGACAGUAUCCUCAGGCUCCUCUAUAUGAGAGUAUGGGCAUUGACGAUGCCAACAUUUCUCAAAACGUGGACAGCCUCACAAGUGUCUUGUGGCCUCAAGGAAACCCAAUUUUUAGCAAAACUGUACAAUCAUUUUCAGAGCAAGUAUCGGAAUUAGAUCAAAUAGUUAGGAGGAUGAUCGUUGAAAGCCUGGGACUUGAGAAAUACAUGGAUGAACAUAUGAACUCUACAAACUAUCUUCUCAGGGUCAUGAAAUAUAAGGGUCCUCAAACCACUGAUACACAGCUUGGUUUACAUCCUCACACUGACAAAAACAUCGUGACUAUUUUGUACCAAAAUCAGGUUGACGGGUUAGAGGUAAAAACCAAAGAUGGUGAAUGGAUCAAUGUGAAACUAUCACCAGACUCUUUUGUCGUCAUGAUUGGAGAUUCUCUCUAUGCUUGGGCAAAUGGUCUAUUAUACUCUGCCUAUCACCGUGUUAUGAUGACUGGAAACGAAGCAAGGUAUUCUGCUGGAUUGUUUUCGAUUCCAAAAGCAGGCUAUAUGAUAAAAGCUCCAGAAGAGCUAAUUGAUGAACAACAUCCCUUGCUCUUUAGGCCCUUUGAUCAUGUAGAGUUCCUUAAAUUCUACUACACGGAAGCUGGUCAGAGAGCUGAGUCUGCUCUAAAGACUUAUUGUGGUGUUUAAAUGUGUCUGUAUAUGGUUAGCGACUCACUGUGUUGGCCUUUUCUCAUGGAUAAUAAUAAUAGUACAUCCUUAGGCCGUGGAUUGAUAAUUAAGCAUCAUGUAUAAGUUUUCAAGGUGUCUUAGAAUCUUGAUGUCUAGAAGAAUUUAAUAUCAGUGUCUAUGCAUCUCUUUUUCCAGUGAUAUCCUGCAAAACUUUUGCAGAGUAAGACCCAUCGCAGAUUGGAUUGGUGCAAUUAUUUUACUGGACAACAUAUAUGAGUACCAGUUAGA
Molecule: messenger RNA, 1215 nt
Organism: Hevea brasiliensis (rubber tree)
Lineage: Eukaryota; Viridiplantae; Streptophyta; Magnoliopsida; Malpighiales; Euphorbiaceae
Product: probable 2-oxoglutarate-dependent dioxygenase AOP1.2
Exons: 3
Coding region: 1-945 (314 amino acids)
Molecular function (GO): dioxygenase activity
Source: RefSeq, a predicted model, not a curated record